Linum trigynum is the source of this 4915-nucleotide messenger RNA. The record is from the annotation of a GenBank genome assembly. Lineage: Eukaryota; Viridiplantae; Streptophyta; Magnoliopsida; Malpighiales; Linaceae.
AAUCGGCCGAAUGGCCGCCUCACUCCCUCUCUCAACCCUUCCAUCUCUCUCGUUCUCUCUUGUCUCUGCCUCCUCUGAGAUGAGAAGAAGGAGAAGAAACUCUUCCUCUGAAACACUAGCAAACACCACAAAAGCAAAACCCACCUUCCUCUCCUUGAUUCUGGAAACGACAAGAAUAAAAACGAAAAGACAUACAGCGGCGACGGUGACGAUAGGGCAUGUAGCAGUGACGGUGACGAUAGGGCGUACGCCGCCGGCGAAGAAAACGACGACGACUAGGAGGGAAAUCGAAGGGUUUCGUUUUGGUUUGGUGCUAUGGGAGUUUAAAAAAGGGGUCGCCGUCGAAUCCGGUUCUCGCGGGCGGCAGCAGAGAUAGAAGACACACCGUCACCAAAUCACGAAAGAAAAUGACUCUGGCUUCAACUAGACCGAGUAUGGUUUCGUUCUAGGUUAGAUUUUGGAUUUCAUGUGGGCCUUUUAUUUUUGUUUAAAAACUGGAUUCUGGUAUUGUUACUUUUUACGUUUUGAUUUGGGUUUUUCUAUUGUUGGCUUCAGAUCUGUUGCCGGGGAAAUGGAGAGUCGCUGGUGACGAGGGUAUUUUUCGCUGGCGGUGAAAGAAAAUCGACCGUCAGAGGCAGUUGGGUAGGUUUGGUUUUUUGAGUUGUUUUUUGAGUUUUUAUUUUUGAAGGAUUCUGACUAUCGAUCCUGACUUAUUAGAGGUUUAAGAGCAUAGUGGUCUAGGUGAGGUCUCCUAUAACUCUAUUAAUUUGGGAAUUGAGAGAUUUAAAACUAAAAGGUGGAUUAUACUACUAUAGAUCUAAAUGAUUUGUAGGUCUGAGUACUAGAAAAUAAGGUUGUGAAUUAGUUUAACUCUAUGGAAUUUUAGGGUUUUUAAUGGGUUAGAUGGAUGGUUUCGGAUGUAGCUUGAUAUGCUGAAAAUUGAUAAAAAAGGAGAAGGGGAAAUUUUUUGUAGUAGAAAAGUAAUUAACAUGCUCUAAAUCGCUAAUUUUAGCGAUAAAAAUCACUGCUAUUGCUUGUGAUUUUGCUGAACUAUGUCGCGGAUUUUGAAAAUCUGAAAUUUAUUGUGUUCAAGGUGUUUGUUAUGAAUUGUAAUUUAGCUCCUACAAAUUUCCACCACUGCUUGCCAUUAGAUUAUGGUUGAAUUGUGGAUUUUGAAAAUCCAAAAUUUAUGUAGUGGGUGAUUUUCAGUGGAUCUGGAUCCAGGUUGAUCCAUGGACUUCUAAAAAGUGGUUUUUGCUUGUAUCCAAAAUAUGCUAUUAGUUGUACUUUAAUUUGCUAUCUAUCCCUACAAAUAGGGAUAUCUAAACACGACAGAAAUUUAAAAUAAAACAUCUAAGGGCCCGUUUAGUAUUGUUGCUUGUUUUUGUUUUCUGUUGUGUUUUAUAAAAUCGCAGAAAUCGAGGAGAAAAAACAUGUUUAGUUAGGUUUUUAAUUUUUGUUGUGAAACAGAGUUACACAACCAGGCUCAAAUAAGAGAAACAAUAAAUUAUUGCUUUGGAUUUGAUUCGUACACAUGUUUAACACGGGAUUUCUGCUGGUUGUGUCUUUGAUUUCAUUAAACUAACCCCCAGUUCGAGUCCCUUCACAUACGAAAAUUUUGUUUAUUUUUUUCAACCCCUCCACAAGGCCCCAACCCUACUCACCAUUCAACCGUUCUAUUAUUUUUUCACCCACAAAAACUCGCCCGCCGCUGCUCAUCCUCUUCCUCUCCGAGAGGAACGACGAUCCCUUUGGCAUCCCUGUCUUGCUGCCGCACCCGCCGCCAGCGCUCGUCCUUCAAGCUCUUCGCCCAUCAGACCCCGUCGUCCGCUCGUUCCCCUGCCGCACCAUCUCGUCGCUCGCCUCUUUGUAGGUUUCGUGAAACCCUGAAGUUUGGGACUUCACACUUCCUAGAAACAGUUUUUUUUCCGGGAAUUCGCUUUUGAUCAUCGAAUGAAGCAUGGGAUUUAGUUUGGUUAUUUCCUUUAAUUUCUUGAACUCGAACAGGGUAUGCAGAAUUUGGUCCAUUCCCUUCACUUUUGCUCUUGGCGGAAUUUUCAAGCCCCAGAUAAUUGUCAGCAAAGAAUGCCAUUUGCUCUUCCCAACCGAGGCCCAAUUUUUCUGGGAUUGUGAUCAUAUUUAGUUACUAAUAACAAUUGUUUACUAGAAAUUAGGUUGCUCGAUUGAUGUCAAGUAUGCUAAUUUUUUGUUUUUAGUUUUUACUGAGAAGUAAUUAAACGCGUUUCUGUUUUUUGUUGUGAGUUUUUAUAAUUUCUCAUAUUUACCAACUAAACAGGUUUGAGUUGUUUGUUUUUUUCUUGUUGUAGUUGUGCAUGUGUUUCACAACAUCAAUCCAACCACAACAACAGCAAAAUAAUACUACACGGGACCUAAGUUCAUGGAUAUUGAAGUUAAUCAGUCUAUAGAUUGGCACAAUGGUAAUAGCGCAGACAAAGUUAAUGAUACAAGGGAAAAAAACUUCAAUGAAAGAUCUUAACGAAACUUAUAUGAGCAGAUCUUGGUAAAUAGAGUGCUUUAAUGUAAAUGAGCUUGUAAAGUAAAUUGCCUGAAUAUAAAUAAGCAAGUAGAUGGUACAUUAUAACAUCAUGAUGAUAGUAUGAACUUGGCAAAAACUGAAUAAUAUGUUAUUAAGAAAAUGGGUUAAUUGUAUGGUUGGUCACUGAGUUUACAAAAAACGUUCAUGUUUGGUCACUCCAAAUAUUUAAAUCCAUUAGCGGUCACUCGAACUAGUAAAACGGUCCACGUUUAGUCACUCUCCGUUAGUCUCCGUUAAUUUUCAUUAACACCGUCAGUCAAUUGCUGACGUGGCUAACAGAAGUGUUAUCUAAUCCAAUUUUAACCCUCCACAUCACCAAACCCGACCCGCCACAUUGAGGAACAUGUUCCCGGAGAGGUCGAGGAAUUGGAGGUUGUGGAAGGAGCGAAUCGAUUUGGGGACCUGGCCGGCGAAGAAAUUGUUGGAGAGGGAGAGUGUUUCCAGAUUGGGGAAAUGCUUCAAGAAAUUCAGAUCCCCAGACAAUUUGUUGGAGGCGAGAUUCAGAACGCGCAGUCGGAGGAGGAACGGAACGCCGGGGGACCUGAACUUUGCCCGUGAAUCGAUUGUUGGCGAGGUUGAGCAUCGCGAGCUAGUACGGAUUUUGUCAAUGAGGCGGUUGUUGGGGAGGGAGACCUCCUUGAGCUCCGUCAGCCGACCAAUUGUCGGAGAGUGACUGGGAUUUGAAGACCAGCCUGGUGAUUCAAAGCUCAUAGGAGUGGUCGUUGGCGGCAGGAGAGAUGCGACGCUCGCAGAAGAGGUCGUGGAGGUUGCAGGGGGAGACAGAGGUGUUGCAUUGUUGAGCGUUGACUCCCAAGUCUCGGCCAAUGACGGAGAUGGCGCGGAGGUUGGAGUGGUUGAGAUCGAGCCGUGCAUUAACGACUAGGAUGACAGAGGAUCAGAAGUGAACGAGGAGGAGGAGUUGUUUGUGGGAAGAACUAUUUGGUUGUGGGAGGGAACAAGGAAUUGGGGGAUGGAGGGAUUUUUUGGGUUCGAUUUUGGCUGGAGGGGAUUGGAAUUAAUGAUUGACAGGGGUUAUCUGCGGCAAGGAGAUGAGAAUGGCGAUGGAUGAGGGAGGAUGUAAUUUUUGGAGGCAGUGAGCGAUUGUCUGGCGACGGCGGUGGUUUUGGAGGCGGAGGAUUGGGUCAAGAUUGCGAAGGGUUGGGUUGGAGAGAUGAUGUGGCGCGUCGGGUUUGGUGAUGUGGCGGGUUAAAAUUGGGUGAGUCAUCACUUCUGUUAGCCACGUCAGCUAUUGACUGACGGUGUUAACGGAAACUGACGGAGACUAACGGGGAGUGACUAAUCUUGAACCAUUUAACUAAUUCGAGUGACCACUAAUGGAUUUAAAUAUUUGGAGUGACCAAACAUGAACGUUUUUUGUAAACUCAGUGACCAACCAUGCAAUUAACCCUUAAGAAAAUGGAAGCCGCGUAUGAGCACCAACCUGGUUGAAGUUUCUAGACCAGGCUGGUUUCUGUUUGAUGGCGAUGCUCCCUAGCUCACUGCCUCCUUGCACCCUUCUAUCUUGCUGAGCUCAUGUACUUAACUUAGUAACAAAGAAAAGUGGAAAAAAGAAAAUUGUUUCUGAUUAUCUGUUUCUGUAAGCGUCUUCUCCCCUUUCUCCCCUAAAACACAGAGCCAAACAGCUCCUUUAUAGGGAAAAGGACGUGUCACGUGUUGAUUGCUCAUUCGUCGAUUUUGAGGUCAAUUGUGAGACCUCCACCACACUUGGUCUGUCCUGACUGGUCAGGAUCAGUUCUGGAUAAGAUUGUCACGUGAGUUUGGGCCGAGUUGGGAGAGUUGGUCCUGAAUUUGUAGGCUGAGCUGGUCGUCGUUUGAGCUCAAAAUGGGCUUUGUCUAGUCUUGCCCUUGGCCCGAACUGGGCUAUGAUAUUGUGAUUUUAACAUGUGGACUUUGAAUUCGAGUUUGGGUUUGAUCUGACUGAUUUUGUCUUUGUUUUUGCAGGUCAAUGGCUGGUCUAGGCCUCAAAGCUUCAAGUGACGGGCCAGGCUUGUUUUAGUUGGAAAAUAGACUAUGCCAAUUGUAUCUAAGAUUCUUUUAUAGAUCCCAUGUGAAACCAAAUUAUUGUAUUGCAGUUUCAAAUUCUUCAAUGAUGCUUUGUAGUGCGCUUUCUUGAUAUCAAACUUGAAUACUUCAUCUCAUUCGAACUCGAACCAAAAUCAUAUUGUUGUCUAAUUCGGGCUACCCUCUCCAAUCCUUCAAAUGUAGUUAUGAAAGUUUUAGACCCGGACAAAAUGUGGUGUCUACAGGUUACGAUUUUAAAAUUGUUCUCCUAUUAUAAGAUAAACAAAAAUAGAGUUAAUUAUUAAACUCAAAUUGAAAUAAUCAAAAUAUGAAAAU